Molecule: messenger RNA, 730 nt
Organism: Arabidopsis lyrata subsp. lyrata
Lineage: Eukaryota; Viridiplantae; Streptophyta; Magnoliopsida; Brassicales; Brassicaceae
Product: glutathione S-transferase U7
Biological process (GO): glutathione metabolic process
Cellular component (GO): cytoplasm
Molecular function (GO): glutathione transferase activity
Source: RefSeq, a predicted model, not a curated record
AAUGUCAAAGAAGAAGAAGCUAACGAAAGCAAAAAGAGUGAUAAUAAUGGCGGAGAGAUCAGAAUCAGAGGAAGUGAAGCUUUUGGGAAUGUGGGCGAGUCCUUUUAGUCGUAGGAUUGAGAUUGCUCUUACGCUUAAAGGUGUUUCUUACGAAUUCUCAGAGGAAGAUAUCACUAACAAGAGCUCUUUGUUGCUUCAAUUGAAUCCGGUUUAUAAGAUGAUUCCGGUUCUUGUUCAUAAUGGUAAACCGAUUUCUGAAUCACUUGUGAUUCUUGAGUAUAUUGAUGAGACUUGGAGAGACAAUCCGAUUCUGCCUCAAGAUCCGUAUGAGAAAGCUAUGGCUCGAUUCUGGGCUAAAUUUGUUGAUGAACAGAUUUAUGUGACGGCGAUGAAAGUGGUGGGGAAGAUCGGAGAAGAGAGAGAUGCGGUGGUUGAAGCGACGAGAGAUUUGUUGAUGUUUUUGGAGAAAGAGCUUGUUGGGAAAGAUUUUUUUGGAGGGAGAAGUUUGGGGUUUGUAGAUAUUGUGGCCACGUUGGUGGCGUUUUGGCUGAUGAGGACGGAGGAGAUCGUCGGAGUUAAGGUUGUUCCGGUGGAGAAGUUCCCGGAGAUACAUAGAUGGGUUAAGAAUUUGUUGGGAAAUGAUGUUAUCAAGAAAUGUAUUCCUCCUGAAGAUGAGCAUCUCCAGUACAUCAGAGCUCGGAUGGAGAAGCUCAAUAUCAAAUCUGCUUGA